Carassius auratus (goldfish) is the source of this 2782-nucleotide messenger RNA. RefSeq names its product WD repeat domain 89 (gene wdr89). Lineage: Eukaryota; Metazoa; Chordata; Actinopteri; Cypriniformes; Cyprinidae. Gene Ontology annotation, molecular function: protein binding. The record is from RefSeq and is a predicted model, not a curated record. The transcript has 3 exons. Bases 90 to 1250 code for a protein of 386 amino acids.
CUGUGUUCCCGGGGAGAAGCUAAAGAGGUGCACACUGAAGCCUGUAUGGUCCAUAGGUAUGGUCAAAUACGGUCGCAUGGUAAUUGGUGAUGAUGGACACUCUGGAGGACACCUUUAGGACUCUCUCCAUUGCCAGGAGGCUACAGCCCAGUGAUGCCACGUACAUUUUGGAGCUCUCCUGUGCCAGCAGUGGGUCAGAUGUGCUGGCUGUGUGCUGCUCCAAUCACUCUGUGCACCUGCACAGCAGAGAGACGCUCCGCCUGGUGGGUGACUUCCAGGGUCAUACAGCUCCUGUGUGUGGGGUGCGUUUCUCUCAUCUCUCCCCUCACCUGCUGUUCACCGGCUCUGCUGAUGGGACACUGCGGUGCUGGGACAUCCGGCGGCCUGGUUCUGAUGCCACCCAGGUGUUCCGCAGUGAUUCGACACAUUCGUACUGCUCGUUUGAUGUGAGCUGUAGUGAUCGUGUGCUGUGCGCAGGCACGGAGCAGGUGGGGGAGGACAGUUUUUUGGUAUUCUGGGAUGCCCGUAUGGUUCAGGAUGGAGGUGAGAUGGGCGGUCUGCUGGGCGUUUACUCAGAGUCACACAGUGAUGACAUAACUACGGUGAAGUUCCACCCCCAGCAGGCAGAUCGUUUGGCUUCUGGAGCCACAGAUGGGCUUGUGAACGUGUUCGAUCUGAGUCUGGGUGGAGAGGAUGAUGCUCUUGUGACCACCUGUAACUGCAAUUCCUCUGCCAGCUCCCUCUGCUGGACAGGCAAAGAUCUUGACCAGCUGCUUUGUCUGACUCAUGACGAAGGGCUCCACCUAUGGGACGUGGCUCGCCCAGACAGUGAUGACACUCUGACCCUUCUGAGCUCGGCUGAUGCUCGAACACUUGUCCAGCUCCCCGAUGGAGCAUCGCUUGAGUACUUUGUGGGCGGUACAUGGCUGUCAGAUGAGGAGCGUAUUCUGUUAGUGGGAGGGAGUAAUCAUGGAGAGCUCCACCUCCUGGACUGCAGUGGGCGUGGUCUGAGGUUCAUUAAAUCCCUCAGAGGGGGUCAUUCAGCUACAGUGAGGUGCUUCCAGUGGGAUGCAAUCAGUCAGUCUCUGUUGACGGGUGGAGAAGAUGGCCAGUUGUUGCAGUGGAAAGCAGGAGCUGAGGAAAUCAGUGUGGGGAAGAAAGAUUCUCUGAAAAGCAUCUCCUCCAUGCAGCUCAAAACUAAAGCUCACAGAAAACAAGCUGUACAGAAAGACCGCUCAAAACUAGCAUGAUCACAUGCACAGGACAAACUCAGAUUUCACUAAGAGACAGUUGACACUGAAACAAAUUGGUUAUGUGACAGAAAUCUCAGAGAAAUUGCAAACACUUUAUGGAGACUAAAUUAGAAUCUUCUGGCGUAUAAAACAUAUAGCUUAUUAUAGACAUUGGCUGAUUUUAAACAGUUUUGUGGUUUUAAAGUGUAAGUUGUGAACAAAUUGCUACAUGACAUUGAUUUGUCCAGCAGAUAAACUCUCAUCUUUGUGAUAGUUGUUGCCCUUAUGUAAAACAUUACAUUUCUUGUGUUUUGUUUGCAACAUUUUUAAAAAAUGUGUUUCAUAAGAUCACUUUUGAGGUUAAACACGUGACUUAAAAAAGAUAAAAUGUGUCCUGGGUUUCAGGAAUACAAACUGAAGCUGUAUUACAUUAAAGGAAUAGUUAAACCAAAAAUUAAAAUCAUCUUAAAUUGUACUCACCCUCAGGCCACCCAAGAGGUAGAUGAGUUUGUUUCUUAAUCAGAACAGAUUUGGAGAAAUUUUGGUUUGAACUCUUAUUCUGAUGGCACCCAUUCACUGCAGAGGAUCCAUUGGUGAGCAAGUCAUGCAAUGCUCCAUUUUUCCAUAUCUGUUCCGAUGAAGAAACAAACUCAUCUACAUGCUGGCAUGAGGGCGGGUACAUUAUCAGCAAUUCUUAUAUAUUUAUUUAUUUCUAUUCCUUUAAUGCAUGGGGAUUUUCUGAAAUAACUUGUCAUAAAUGUUUUUAUAUGUACCUGCAUCAGCACCACUGUCAGAAUCACUUUCUAAUAAAUGAUGCAAAGUGCAACCAUACUCUCCCCAUGUCAGCAUUCUUUUUAUGCAAAGGUUUAAUGGACAAAAAUGGUGGUUAUUGUUCUUAGCAAAUGCUUUUUACAAAAUCAUCCAUCAAGAAAUGUACAUUUUGUGUUUUUUGUUACUUCUUAGCAUGGACUUACCCACAAGAACUUCUGAAAUUGUAAAUAGAAAUAGUUUUCGAUCUCAAGAGCUGCAGAAUUAAUUCUACAGCUUCAUAAUCUCAAAUUUUUUCAUUAGUUUUUUAUUUAUUUAUUUAUUUAUAUUGUUGAAUCUCAUUAGUGAUCGUGAAUACCUACUGAGUGAACUUUGAAAUGCAAAUAUGACUUUUAAACAUGCAGGCGGGUUUGUCUCUGAGAUUGUUGAGCUCCCCAGUGUCACACACUCUUCUUAGGGUAGCUUCUACAGUUUUCAGUGUUUGAUUCUCUCAGUGUAAACACUGAGGAUCAGCGUCCAGUUAAUAAUUCUGAUGUAAUGGAAGCCUGGGGAGGUUUACUAUGCUGAAUUCAAGACAUGACACAACUGGACAGCCCUGUUCAUUAGUUCGUAUUCCAUCGAUCGGAAACUGCCCCACCCUCAAUAAUAUGUGGCAGAAAGUGAUGUUAAUUCAGAAUUUUGACAACUAAGAAACUGUCAACUGCGUGGUGUUUGUGGGUGCUAUGUGUUUUGUAAAUGCCCUUAAAUAUAGAAUAAAGAAUGCAUACAUUUAUCUGAAUUGG